AUUCAUCCCUUCAGUCUGGCGCCGCGUGCGAACCUUCUGAGAGCUCGGAUCCGACUGCUCAGCCCGAAAAUAAACCGAUCUUUUCCUCGUACCCACUCAAAUUUGUAAUUUAAAAUUAUGCUUUGCUUUUACUAGCCACCAGCCACGCAACCACUUGAAAAAUGAUGUAAAAUUACUCUAAUUAAUAACAAUUAUUAUUAUUAUCGAUCAGGAAAAUCGAGUGUAAAUAAUUUAAAGUGGAACAUUAGUCACGGUGAUUUGUGGUCCCUCGGCAGCUAGAGGAAUUUAAUUUGACACGAGUACCAGCGAGUGUAAUAGUUUGUUCAUGAAUAUAUUUAGAGCACGAAUGUGUAAAUAUAUACUGAACAGACAAGUGGCAAAGGAAUGAAAUGAAUCUACCACCUGGUACCUCUCAAGCUUAUUCAAGGUCAUGCCUGACCUUGAAUAUUAAUACUGAUAUCGAUAAAAAUAGCAGAGAAUGAUAACGAAAAAUCAUUGUCAUUAGAUAUCAUUUAAUGAUGAUUGAUAAUGAAUAAUGACCGAUUGUGAGCUCGAAGGAAAAUCUCCGGCAGGUACCAGCACUAUCUCCAAGAAAAAACAAUGAAGAUCUGGGGUGUUAUAAUUAAAAUACAUCUAUCUAUCACAAUAACCGUAUCGAGUGUCCUGACGCUGUCUUCGCCAGGAAUCGAGAAGCCUCGAGAGAUACUUCGUCAUCAGCAGACGCACCGACCGCUCUUCAUCGAUCGGCGUUUGAUCCAGCACGACCCAAAGAUUCCCUCGUCUGGUCCCUUCUGGUCUCUGGCGAAAAAUAAAGAGUUUUACGAGUACAACAAAAAGCCUGGUCCUGAAGAAUACCAGCUGGACAAAGUCGACAAGGGGAAGCUAGUCAAGGUGGAAGCCGCUGAUGAAGGACACUUUACGAAAGCCGGUGUCGAGAAGCCCCAGAUAAGACAUGGAAGGUCGCGCGGGCACUUGGGCAGGCCCAGGAAAAUCGAAGAGCCUGAAAUCAAGAGCACUUUCUCCUCGGUCGCCCUCGAUCAAUUGAAGGGGUAUGUUGAUGUUAAUUUGUUCAAGAGCGAUGGAUAUAAUUACGAAAACGUCGAGCCGAUUUACUCAAAACUGGUCGGCCCGAAUGACACCCUCUAUGUGGACGUCGACGAUUUCAGGGUGAGUAACUUCAGCAAGUUUUUAAGUGGAGACAACGACCACGAAGUAAGGCGCACCGAAUUGGGGAGGAACCUUGAUAGAAAUUCAAAGCCGCAUUUUGUUGAAAUUUCGAGGAAAAGCGAGAAGGACGAGGAAUUGGUUCACGAGAGCAGUACGAGGGUUCAUGAUGUGUACGGAGUCUUGGUUCACCACCCGACGGAUCUCAGGGGAGACGAAUAUGUCGAGCGCGUGGACACCGACUACGUCUACGAAGAACUGGAGAAGAAUUUCAAUGACUCGGAAAAGGAGAGGGAAAAUUUGGAGGAGCUGGUGAAGAAAGACAAACCUGCUGUCCAAGACGAUAUUGUCACGCGGUUCUUGAGGAUCAUCGAGAACCAGCAUCUUCUCGGGGAGAACUGUACUGCGGGGACUGACCUGAACCUCGGCGAGGGCGUCGUCGAUCAGUACGCCCAGGAAAGGUUCAGGCUGGAGGCGAAUUUUGCGGUGAAUCGGGCAAAUAUGCUGACUCGGUUGUGGAAGUAUGCGCCUGAAGUGAUGCUGUCCUCGGAGUAUUUGCUCCACGCGAGUGUCUUGUCGAUGGUGGAAUUUGAUGAGGACAUAUUUGCGGCCGGGAACUGCUACGACAAGAUGCAGUACAAGGACCACUGGCUCUAUUGUCCCUUUGCACACAGACUCCCUGAUCACGACGGCGUGCUUGUCAAGGAUUUGGCCAUUGAGUACAAGUAUUUGAGCAACAGCAGUGAGUGGUUUUACAUUGCAAGGAAAAAUGCUGAGAGAGUUAUUGCUAGCAAUAAUCAGUUCAGUCAUGGGUACCACAGCUACACUUUGAACGAAAGCACUCACACGGAUCGCAUUGAAGACGAAAUUCUAACAGUGAGAUACGAGGACGGUCGAUGGUCAAAGCCUUAUUAUGAUUGCGGUGGAGGCAACAUCUGGAUGCUCACUUACACUGUGCCCUUCUUCGGCUACGCUAAUGAUACAUAUUUUUUCAAAGGCACCAGCGGAAUCGAUAUUGACCUUCGGAGAGUAGACAUCGAUCAGUGUCCGCUGCCGCCUGGGUCUCUUCAACUUAACAUUUUUGCAGCCAGUGAUAAAUGCAAGAAACGUACGACUGAAUGUAUCGCAAUACCAGGACUGGGAUUUCGCCGUGGAAGUUAUCGCUGCAUUUGCAAACGUGGCUUUUAUUAUCCAGAUAUUAAGUCUACAGAACGUUAUUAUAACGGUACGGUUGUGGAAGAGGAAUUUGAAAAGCUCAUGCUGGGCGAGCACAGCCAGUACUCGAUGGACGGAAUUUUCGAGUGUCUUCCGUGUGCAGAAGGCUGCGAGUACUGCGAAAAUGGGUCUCCGUGUGUGGUAUCCUUAAAUUGGCUUAUGAGGACGGCGCUGCUUAUUCUGGAAUGCUGUGUCAUAGCGUGUCUCCCAGUUGUUAUCCUUUUCACGUGGAAGUAUGGAAAUGUUAAGGUGGUGAAAGCUGCGAGCCCGGUUCUGCUGCGUGUCAUUGUUCUCGGCGCAUUUUUCAUUUACUUCACAACAAUUGUGAUGUACCCCCGCCCAAAUGUGGUAACUUGCACGAUCCGCGUUUGGCUCAGGGAAAUCGGAUUUUCUCUUACUUAUGGCGCUUUGAUGCUCAAAACCUGGAGAAUAUCAGUGAUAUUCCGAGUAAAAUCAGCAAAAGCAGUAAAAAUAACAGACAUGAACUUAUUGAAACGUCUGGGGAUAAUAGUCACGAUAUUCACCGUCUUUCUGGGAAUUCGAACAAUCGUUGCACCGCCGGUUGUUAUCGUCGGCCGAACUGCUGAUGAUCUCAAAGCCUAUUUAUGUAAAACAGACUGGUGGGAUCAUAGUUUCACUACACUGGAAGUAAUGUUUCUAGUCUGGGGAAUACGACUCUGCAUUGUUGUCAGGAAAGCUCCCUCGGAGUUCAAUGAAAGUAGAUUCAUUUCAAUGGCUAUUUACAAUGAAUUCUUACUCUCUGUAUUUUUAAAUGUUUCAAUGUUGUUCCUCCAGUCACCGGCAAAUCCCGACCUGAUGUACAUAAUAUUCUUCUGUCACACUCAAUUGACGGUGACGCCGCUUUUGGGGCUGAUUUUCGGCAGCAAGGCGUACGUCGUAUUUCGCGGUGGUGGGAAAGAAGACGCUAUUGGGAAGCUUCCGGGUGCAACGGGUAAAUUUAUUGGCAAGACGUGUCGAGCGCAAGCAUCCAGCAACCAAACGAACUCUAUUUCUCUGCAACAGGCCAAUUUCACAGAGGAAGGUGACGGAGUUAUGGAAGAAUUUCGUCGCCUUUACACACAAUUAGAAAUGUUGCGAGAAAAAAACAUGCGACUGGGAAACCGUCACUUGGCGGCUAAAAUUUUGGCGAUGCAAGAAGCGUCAAACCGUUCUAUAACACCGGUACCCAGCAUACAGGGUAUUUCAGCGACGCUUAAAUUAAGUAACUUAAACAUAACGACGUCGUCAACAUCCACUCCGACAGCAGUAGUCGAGACAAACGUCAGUAAAUUAAACGUCGACGUUUAUCACGACAAUGGACCCACCAGUGCUAGUGAUUGUACAAAAACAAAUGGGAAAAAAUUAGCAGAGGGAGGAGAUUUGAUAACUCCGCAAUCCGAUAGUUUGUUGAUAACUGAUUCGGGUAAUGAAAUUCCUUUUCCUUCGACUUCGGGGCAUUUUAAAAAUUCUAAAAUCACCGACGGUGACAGGAAUAUUGAUGACGAGCCCCAGGCCAGAGACUCCGCCGAUAGAAAGGAGGAAAAUAUCGGGAACUUGUCACCCGCUAAAAAUAAUGAAAAUAAAGUUAAGGACAAGGACAGAAAUAAAAACAAAUCCGGGCAUGCCCGUACUCACGCGAUCAUUAUUAAUUUAGAUGAUAAAAGUAGAUGCUCCGAAGAAGUUACCGUCUAAGUUAUAAGUACCGUUUAUAAUUAACUUGUUAAUUAAAUGCAUCAGAUUUUAAAUUUUACGACAAAAACUUUUUCAAAUUCAACUCUUUUUUCUAUAAAUAUUUUUUAUUUAUCAACUUCAGGGUUGAUAAUUAACCAAUAGCGCAGUAACUAGGCAGAAUAAUGGUCACUAGUAGUUAUUUAUAAUUUAUACUCUGCUAAACGCCCAAAUUUUUUUUCUAACUCAUUUUUCUAACGAUGUGAUAAAAUUAAAGUAUUUUUUUUUUUUUUUUUAAAAUAAAAGUCGCUUACGCUUGUACACAAUUACAGUGACCGCACAACUGACCUUUGCACAAAGUAACCUUGUUACAGAAUAACCCCAAAAAAUAUCCGGCUGGGUCAGAUUAAGCACUUGGAUUUUACCAAUUUUUUUUUUUCUUUAUUUAUAUACUUAAUCAUUUUUUAUUGAAUUUAUUUUAUUCUUCGCUAUGGCUUUUUAUACAUGCUGA
Molecule: messenger RNA, 4558 nt
Organism: Cotesia glomerata
Lineage: Eukaryota; Metazoa; Arthropoda; Insecta; Hymenoptera; Braconidae
Product: probable G-protein coupled receptor CG31760
Exons: 12
Coding region: 601-4071 (1156 amino acids)
Biological process (GO): G protein-coupled receptor signaling pathway
Cellular component (GO): membrane
Molecular function (GO): G protein-coupled receptor activity
Source: RefSeq, a predicted model, not a curated record